CUCCGGCUCCGGGCUCGCGCGUUUAUUUAUUCCCACCCCGCCGCUCCUCACGUCUCGCCGUCCUUCCCCCCCUCAUCACAGAGCUCACGCACCACCAGAGCCGAGAGGAAAGGCGACUAUAGCAGGCAUGGCGACGCGGGCGGACGUGGAGAAGGGCGGCGUGGUGAGGAAGGAGCCCGGCAAGGUGCCGUCGCCGCUGUACCCGCAGCACGAGGGGGAGAGGGAGUGGGUGCCAUGGAUCGUCCCCGUCUUCUUCGUCGCCAACAUCACAGUCUUCGUCAUCACCAUGUACGUCAACAACUGCCCCACGCACACCACCACGCCGCGCGACGCCAAGUGCGUCGCACGAUUCCUCGGCCGCUUCUCCUUCCAGCCGCUGCGACAGAACCCGCUCCUCGGACCAUCCUCCGCCACGCUCACCAAGAUGGGGGCCCUUGUUUGGGAGAAGGUGGUGCACCACCACCAGGGCUGGCGCCUCCUCUCCAGCAUGUGGCUCCACGCCGGCGUCCUCCACCUGGUCGCCAACAUGCUCUGCCUCCUCUUCGUCGGCAUGCGCCUCGAACAGCAGUUCGGAUACGUGAGGAUCGGUGCGAUCUACAUCCUGUCCGGCCUAGGCGGCGCCGUGCUGUCGUCGCUCUUCAUCCGUAACCACAUCUCCGUGGGUGCCUCAGGCGCGCUCUUCGGCCUGCUGGGCGCCAUGCUCUCCGAGCUCAUCACCAACUGGACCAUCUACACCAACAAGGCGGUGGCCGUGGCGACGCUCCUGUUCGUCGCCGCCGUCAACCUGGUGCUCGGCAUCCUGCCCCACGUCAACAACUUCGCGCACAUCGGCGGAUUCCUCGCGGGGUUCCUCCUCGGCUUGGUCGUGCUCAUGCGCCCGCACUUCGGGUGGAUGGAGCGAUACAGCAUGCCCGCCGGCGCACCCUGCACCGCCAGGAAGUACCUCGCUUACCAGUGGAUCCUCCUCGCCGUCGCCCUGCUCCUCCUCGUCGUCGGAUUCGCGGUCGGCAUGGCGAUGGUCUUCCGCGGCUCCAACGCCAACGACAGCUGCCACUGGUGUCACUACCUCAGCUGCGUGCCCACCGCCAGAUGGAACUGCACCAACUGAUCAUCCAGCAGCAGCACGAGUUGCCACCUUUUUUAAUUCCUCUCUCUCCUUCGUAUAUCCUACCCAGCUUGUCAUGCAUACACAUACUACACACAGUUGUAAUUCCUUUCGGCCGGGGUACUGUUACUGUAGAUAGCUUCUUUGAUGGGGGUUGUGAACUGUAGAGUCCCGUUGAGAUCUUAUCUCCUGUUCAUUUGAUUCAUUCUUUUACAUAAUGCAAUGCUAUUAUUGAGAUUUGGAA
Molecule: messenger RNA, 1349 nt
Organism: Sorghum bicolor (sorghum)
Lineage: Eukaryota; Viridiplantae; Streptophyta; Magnoliopsida; Poales; Poaceae
Product: RHOMBOID-like protein 2
Exons: 4
Coding region: 128-1108 (326 amino acids)
Biological process (GO): proteolysis
Cellular component (GO): membrane
Molecular function (GO): serine-type endopeptidase activity
Source: RefSeq, a predicted model, not a curated record